Messenger RNA from Suncus etruscus (white-toothed pygmy shrew), 1992 nucleotides. It is a transcript of the gene NECTIN2, whose product is annotated as nectin cell adhesion molecule 2. Gene Ontology annotation, cellular component: apical junction complex; extracellular exosome; focal adhesion. The coding region runs from base 163 to 1674 and encodes 503 amino acids. Gene Ontology annotation, molecular function: cell adhesion molecule binding. Lineage: Eukaryota; Metazoa; Chordata; Mammalia; Eulipotyphla; Soricidae. The record is from RefSeq and is a predicted model, not a curated record. The transcript is spliced from 6 exons. Gene Ontology annotation, biological process: establishment of mitochondrion localization; positive regulation of immunoglobulin mediated immune response; susceptibility to natural killer cell mediated cytotoxicity.
GCCGAGCGGGACCCGGAGAUCGGGAGCGGCCGGGAGCCCCAGCACCUGGAGCGGCGGCGGCGGAGGCGGAGGCGACUUGGGCUCGCCCGUCCUGCGAUCGGGGCCAGCGCGCACAGUGGCCCGCAGGCCCCCGCCCGGGCCCACUCCCUCCCCGGGCCCUCCAUGGCCCGGGCCGCAGCCCUCCGGCCGUCCAGAUCGCCGCCCGUGCCGACGCUGCCGCUGCUGCCGCUGUUCCUGAUGCUGCUGCGGGAGGCCGGAGCCCAGGAUGUGGAGGUGCGGGUGCCGUCCGAGGUGCAGGGCCGUCUGGGGAGCACCGUGGAGCUGCCUUGCCACCUGCUGCCCCCCACAUCGGACGUCCGUGUGCGUGUGUCACAAGUGAUGUGGAUGCGCCAGGUUUCCAGCAAAACCAGCCAGAACCUGGCCAUCUUCCACCCCACCUACGGGCCCAGCUUCCCCAGCUCCAAACCGGGCCAAGAGCGCCUGUGGUUUGUCAUGGCCGGCCAGAAAGCGGGCAGCGGGCCGGGCCCCGCAGCGCCGGAGCAAUGGGAGCCAGAGCUGCGGGAUGCCACCCUGGCACUGAGCGGGCUGACGGUGGAGGAUGAGGGCAACUAUACCUGCGAGUUUGCCACCUUCCCCUGGGGCACCAGCCGAGGCGUCACCUGGCUCAAGGCCAUAGCCGAGCCCAAAAACCAUGCGGAGAAGCAAGAGGUCACCUUGAGCCUGGACCCCUUGCCCGUGGCCCGCUGUGUGUCCACGGGGGGCCGCCCCCCCGCCCGGAUCACCUGGUUGUCAACACUGGACGGAGAUUCCAUCGAGAGCCAGACAGCAGGGCCAGAGCCCGGCACCUUCACCGUCACCAGCCGCCUCACCGUGGUGCCCCUGGGCCGCGUCGAUGGUGCCAAGGUCACCUGCAAAGUGGAGCAUGAGAGCUUCGAGGAGCCCAUCCUGCUGCCUGUGACCCUCUCUGUGCGCUAUCCCCCCGAGGUCUCUAUCUCCGGGUACGAUGAUAAUUGGUAUAUCGGCCGCACUGAGGCCAGCCUGCACUGUGACGUCCGCAGCAACCCCGAGCCCACGGGUUAUGACUGGAGCACGGUUUCCGGUGUCUUCCCAGCCUCAGCACUGGCCCGGGGUUCACAGCUGAUCAUCCACUCGGUGGACAGGCUGGUAAACACGACCUUCAUCUGUACUGUCACCAACGCCGUGGGCACUGGCCGCGCCGAGCUGCCCGUCCUGGUGCGAGACACCCCCCGGGCCUCGCCCCAGGAAGUGGGUCCAGUGGUCUGGGGGGCCGUGGGGGGGACACUGCUGGUGCUGCUGCUUCUGGCCGGGGGGGUCAUGGCCUUCAUCCUGCUGAGGGUGAAGAGGAGGAGGAAGAGCCCCGGAGGAAGUGCAGGAGGAGGAGGAGGAAACAGCGGUGGUCCAGGAGGCGCAGGAGACGGUGCGGACCGAGGGUCCUACGAGGCGAAAACUCAGGUGUUUGGGAAUGGGGGUCCGGCCUUCUGGACACCCACAGGUCCUGGGGCCCGGAGGCCCGACGGCAAAGAUGAUGACGAGGAGGAGGAGGAGGACGAGAAGGCCGAGGUGGGCCUUAUGCUGCCGCCUGUCCCCCUGGACGACGACAUGGAGUCGCAGUUGGACGGCUCCCUCAUUUCCCGGCGGGCUGUUUACGUGUGACCUGGUGCCCCCCAAGACUGACAGGCAGAGAGAAAGAGAGAGAGAGAGAGAAAGAGAGAGACAGACCCAGAGCCGCCCCGGCCUGGCAGGUUGGACUUGAACUUGUGGCCUGGCCUGGAGGACAUCCACUACCUCCCACUCUCCCAGCGUCCAGGGAGGUGGACCCCCACGCUGGACUCGGGCUCCAGGGCUGCACGGGGGAGGGGAGGCCCCCAGCGGGGAGCUGGGCCCCCACACUGGAAUCCCCCCAGAGACUUGUUUGGCCUCCCCACCGCGUGAUACUCAGGAGUUAAUAAACGCCUUGGAGGAAAAAUGAAA